Molecule: messenger RNA, 1486 nt
Organism: Brachypodium distachyon (stiff brome)
Lineage: Eukaryota; Viridiplantae; Streptophyta; Magnoliopsida; Poales; Poaceae
Product: protein WHAT'S THIS FACTOR 1 homolog
Exons: 1
Coding region: 33-1232 (399 amino acids)
Molecular function (GO): RNA binding
Source: RefSeq, a predicted model, not a curated record
ACGAGGCUACCGCCGCCGCCCCGCGCCUAGUGAUGGCGCGCCGCCUCUUCUCCGGCGCGAGAGAUCUCCUCGCGCCCGUCCCAGCUCCUUCACCAUCGCCGCCGCCUCCCUCUUCUUCAGCAGCCGCGGAAGCGGCGGCGUCGCUCCUGCCGCUGCUCCCGUGCAAGCGGCGGAAGAAGCUCCUGAAGAAGCUCAACAGCCCACGCGUCGCGCCCAUCGAACCCGAGGCCGACCGCCGCGUGGCGGCCCUGGACGCCGUCCUCGACCGGGACGCCGCCUUCCGCUUCCUCCACCGCGCGCGCUCCUUCAUGGCCUCCCUCCCGUCUCCGCACCGCAUCCCCCUCUCGGCGGCCGGCAAGCUGCACCGCGAGUUCGGCUUCCCCCGGGGCCGCAGCGUCUCGCGCGCCGCCGCCCGCCACCCGCUGCUGUUCCACCUCACCACCGUGGGGUCCGUCCCGCACCUCGCGCUCACGCCGCUCAUGUGCUCGCUCCUCCAAGAGGAGCGCCGCCUCCACGAUGAGCUCCUCCCCACGCGAGUGCGGGCGGUGCGGAAGCUGCUCAUGCUCACCGCCCACCGCCGCAUUCCCCUCGCGAAGCUCCACCAUUGUCGCGCGGUGCUCGGCCUGCCCGACGACUUCCGGGACCGCGUCCGCGAGUUCCCCGACGACUUCCGUGUCGCCGUGGAACCCAACGGCCUCCGCGUCCUCGAGCUGGCGCACUGGGACCCCGCGCUCGCCGUCAGCGCCCUGGAGCGCGACUUCGUCGUGGACGAGCGCCGCGUGCGGCGCACCUUCCGCUUCUCCGUCCCGCACCGCCGGUCGAUGCCGCUCGACGCGGAGGACGCGGACCGGCUGGACGCGGCGACCACGUUCCCGCUGGUCUCCCCCUACACCAACGGCGCGCUGCUGAGUCCGUGGACGCCGGAGGCGGAGAAGUACCGCGUCGGGGUGGUGCACGAGCUCCUGAGCCUGACGCUGGAGAAGCGCGCGCUGAUACACCACGUGUUCGAGUUCAAGGAGGAGCUCGGGCUCACGCGCCACAUGUACGCGUCGCUGCGGAAGCAGUGCCGCGCCUUCUACCUCGCCGGCACGGAGAUGAACUGGACCAUCUUCCUCCGCGACGCCUACGACGACGACGGCGUGCUCAGGGAGAAGGACCCCCUCGUGCUCUUCAAUGAGAAGCUGCAGGGCUACGCGUGCAUGACCGAGAUGGAUUCCAAGCAGAGCUGGUAGUAGCCUAGUAAGACGCCCCGCCGCUGCAGAGCUCGGCGCUGGAUUUGCAAUUGCAUUCUGUGUUGGGUGCAUUGUUUUGUCAUGUAUUCGAUGCUUAGUUUGUUCGGUUUCCACUUCCAGGCUGAUUUUCUCUGCUUCCCUGGUCAGAAUUUUGAGAUGGUGGCGUACUUCAUGGUUACCUCCUGGAACCGGCAACAGCAAUCAUAAACAGAUUUCUUCCGUUUGGAUCCUGGAAGCAAAACCUCUGCCCCAAA